UAAAAAAAUGAAAACAAAGCUGUAGCGAUUUUAAAAUAUCAUGUCACGGAUGUCUCAGGGAUUGGCCUUUAUGCCAAGUUUGAAAUAAAAAGUCAGAGGAAAUAAAAAAUAACAGAAAGUCAUUUUAAAUGAAACGAAUAGGAAUGGCAGAGUUGAUAAACUGUUGAGUUUACUUAGGGAUCUCUGCUUUGUAAUUUCAAUUUAAACUAUUCGGCGGCGGCGAAAAUUGAAUGAGGCAGGUAUGUUUCAUUGAAAAAGUUUACCUUGCUAGAUAAUUAGAUACACAACUAUUCAUUGACUGAUGGUGUGAUUCCCGGCCUUAAUCACAAUGAGAUUAUGAUCUAUAGUUCGAAAUAAAAUAGAUUUUUCAGCAGUUGUAGUCCUAGGUGUUGCGCCAGUGUUUUUUGUCAUGUUGUUGCAUACCAUAUGUAACUCAAAUGACGUCGCUGAAAUGUUGACAAUCUUUUGUUCAGAUGAAAUAUCAGUAACCCGUUAAGUUUUUGCCACGAAACCAGGCCCUAUCUUCUGCCAAAACUGCGUGUCGCUAUCUACUGCAACGCAAAAUUAAUGCUGUAUUUCACAACAGGCGGAAACCGAGUAUUUGUUGGUUCUCCGGGUACAGCACAGUCAUAUCGAAAGUCGUUCUUGUAAUAAUCAUGUUGUCAUUCUCUUUUUUAUAUCCUUCAGCUUACUGAUUUGGACUCAACUUUAAUCCAGAAUACACGAGUUAUUCUGGAGUGAAUUUAGCCAUCCUGGACGCUAUGAACAACCUAACUGGGUACAGAUUCCCGCCAACGGCGAACACAUCUGUGUAUUCUCCGACGCCAAAUGCUACUCAGCUGGUACCAACAAACCAAAAGUCACCGAGUGGUAAUUUCAUAAAUGUGGUUUAUGCUAGCUUGUUUGCGUUCGUUAUCACAGCUGGUGUAAUAGGCAAUAUCCUAGUUAUUGCCACUAUUGCAGCCAGGCGGAGUAUGAGGACGCCGUGUAAUCUAUUCAUUACAAACAUCGCCCUUGCAGACUUUCUUGUGGCUUUGAUCCUUAGCCCGCUACGUAUGGCUGAGUUGUUUAUCGGUUGGCCACUGGGUGAAUUUUUUUGUCGCUUCUUGGCGCCCUUCCAGGAGGUGAUUGUAUGUGUUUCGGCUGUCACGCAUACCGUGAUAGCUCUGGAAAGACACCGCGGCAUCGUGACGCCAUUUAAGCCCAAACUAAAUGUUUCAACAGCCAAGAUUGCCAUAGCGAUCAUUUGGUGCGCAUGCUUUUUGACAAUAGGCUUACCGCUGGCCUUAGUUUUGAAGGAGGUAGAAGAUAAAGGUAAAAAAUAUUGCAAAGCCUUUUGGCCCUCGAUCCAUGGUCGCCAAGUUUAUGAAGUGUUCCUCGUCACAGCUUUCAUACUGGUACCUCUUAUAAUGCAAACUGUCACUUACAUCAAAAUUGUUGCAACCAUGAAGAAAGAGGACGCUUCUACGCAAACUAUUACACGAAGUGGAACUGUGGAACAACGAAGAAAUCAGAUCCGAAAGAAGGCACAUUUAGUUAAAAUGCUGGUCAUUUUAGUGGCUGUCUUUCAAGUCUGUUUUAUUCCGCGGGGAAUCUUCAUGCUAGUUUAUGAGUUCGCUAGUCCAUCCUACAAGGAAGCAAACAGGGAUAGUAUGAUGAUUGGCAACGUCUCAACAAUUCUCAUAUUUUAUAUCAAACACGUUUUAAACCCAUUUAUUUUAUUUGCGAUGAGUACUGAGUUUCGAAAAAACUGCUUCCCCCGGAGACUUUGCAGAAAUGAGUCGGACUUUGCUUCAAGCAUGUCGCGAUAUAUGUCUAAGAACUCUCGAACUCAAGUGUCACGCAAUAGCGAGAUAUUUGAAGAAAAAGAAAUGAGUAACUUAUGUGACAGCAGCUCGCCAGAUGUGCUCGAAGGAAAAAGAGAAAAAGUAGUGUUCGUCUAGAUUGUGAAACUAGCAGACAUAGAAUGAAAACGACUACUUCAUGUCCAGCUCUACAGGUUUGGUCACGUUUAGUUGUCACUUAUCGGGUUUUUUUUUUUUUUUUUAAAGGGGAAGAUGGAGCUUCCCAAACUAUCUCACAAAAACAGUCAAACGUCUGCGCAAGUACGGGCGUUGUGAUGACAAGGUGACGUGAAGACAACCAAGUUGUCUCACACAGUUUACAAUUAAUCACACAAGCCAAAUAGUGGGCCGGCUAACGUUAAUUGCCUCGCGCAUGACUGACGUUUGACCGCUGUGUUUAACUACUCCAACCUCAGAUAUAUAUGGCAGCUCUCCGGGCUCUCAAUUUUGGGACUCCUGAUUUAGGACAGGUGUCUAUUUUAGUGAGAAAGCUUGAAAUAAUCAGCAGCUAUACGAGAUGCUUUAAUAAGCUGUUGUACGUUGUACGGUAAUGGCCGUGUAGAUACGCUUUCGAUCUAGAGCUAUUGACAUUUAUCAUAUUUUAAGACUGGGAUGUUAAAAAUUGACGAUUUUUCUUCAGAGAAAGCGUUUUUUUUUUCUUCAACGUUAAAUUAAGCUAUGGCCCUAUCUGAUACAAUGUAUCCUUCAGAUAUAUUUGAAUAUUGCUAAUUAUCUCAGCUGCUCAAUAAAUGAGUUUGUUGCCUGCUCCUACAAUAAAUGCAUGAUUCCGAACUAAA
Molecule: messenger RNA, 2641 nt
Organism: Pocillopora damicornis (cauliflower coral)
Lineage: Eukaryota; Metazoa; Cnidaria; Anthozoa; Scleractinia; Pocilloporidae
Product: neuropeptide FF receptor 2
Biological process (GO): G protein-coupled receptor signaling pathway
Cellular component (GO): plasma membrane
Molecular function (GO): G protein-coupled receptor activity
Source: RefSeq, a predicted model, not a curated record